CGACUGCUUGCUCCUUUACAGGGUCAGUCAAGAGUCCAAACUGAAGAGACUGGAGAGAACCUGUCAACAGCUCCAACUAUGAAUUCAGCCGUCACCAUCUUCCUCACCUGCCUGCUUGUCUUCUGGGCACAAGGUCAACCAGCCAUCAGAUCAAGUCAAUGCAAGUGUUCCAAAAGUUUUGUGGGCAGGAUGAGCCAAAAGCUCAUCAGGGCUGAGCCGGUCGUACACUACCCAAGUAUCUUCUGCCCACGAACAGAGAUUAUUAUUACAACGGCAGAAAACAAGGAAAAAUGCGUGAACCCUCUGUCACCCCUUGGACAACUGAUUUUGAAAAACAAAUCCAAGCAUGAGAAGAAGGGAGCUGGGAGCACAACGACAGCCUCUGGUCACACGACAACAUCCAGCUCCACAAGACUCUACACGACAUCCAAGAUGUAGGACAGUGAAGAUGAAGCAGUGGAGCUGAAACAAUGUUGUUGUAUUAGAGUCUUGUUCAUCACCAUAAAUAAAAUAAGAGGGUGUAAGUGAUCAAAUGCUGUCAGUGGAUACUUCCUUGUUUCCACCUAUAUAUGUUGUAUAUAUGUAUAUUAAGUAAACUACUUUUUACAAAUAAAUGUUUCUUUAAAUACCAACAAUAA
Molecule: messenger RNA, 638 nt
Organism: Mugil cephalus (flathead mullet)
Lineage: Eukaryota; Metazoa; Chordata; Actinopteri; Mugiliformes; Mugilidae
Product: C-X-C motif chemokine 9-like
Exons: 4
Coding region: 79-438 (119 amino acids)
Biological process (GO): antimicrobial humoral immune response mediated by antimicrobial peptide; chemokine-mediated signaling pathway; inflammatory response
Cellular component (GO): extracellular region
Molecular function (GO): CXCR chemokine receptor binding; chemokine activity
Source: RefSeq, a predicted model, not a curated record